Molecule: messenger RNA, 1830 nt
Organism: Ornithorhynchus anatinus (platypus)
Lineage: Eukaryota; Metazoa; Chordata; Mammalia; Monotremata; Ornithorhynchidae
Gene: CLU
Product: clusterin
Exons: 9
Coding region: 125-1564 (479 amino acids)
Source: RefSeq, a predicted model, not a curated record
AAAGGUCGCGAGAAGCGGGGGGUGGGAGGUUUAUAAAUACAGCAUCCCCCGCCGUCAUCUGAGAGCAGAGGAGCUAUCCGGGGAAAAGGGAGGAUCAGCGUCCGGGCUCCAAAGCACGCUGCGGAUGGGUUUGUGGCAAGGUUCUGGAAUUGGGAAAAGAGGGAACAUGAUGUCUGUGUUCCUGUUUCCGCUUCUGGGGCUCCUGCUGAACUUGGGGAAAGCCCAGGCACUGGUUUCCCCCAAUGAACUCCAGCAGCUGUCCACAGAAGGGAGUAAGUAUAUAGAUGCCGAGAUUGAAAAUGCUAUCAAUGGUGUGAAGCAGAUGAAGAAUCUUAUGGACAAAACUGGGAAAGACCACCAGCAGAUCCUCAACACCCUGGAGAAAGCCAAGAAGGAGAAGGAGGAAGCCAUUCAGCUGGCCAAGGAAACUGAGAAGCAGCUGAAUGAGAAGCCGGAGGUGUGCAACGAGACCAUGAUGGCCUUGUGGGAGGAGUGCAAACCCUGCCUGAAGCACACCUGCAUGAAGUUCUACUCCAGGGUCUGCAGGAGCGGUUCUGGCCUGGUCGGCCGCCAGCUGGAGGAGUUCUUGAAUCAGUCCUCGCCCUUUUCCAUUUGGUUGAAUGGGGAACGGAUGGACUCCCUCUUGGAAGAAGACCUCGAGCAGGACCAGAGGCUGGACAACCUGGAGGAGAACUUCAGCCUGAUGGAGCAGAGCAUCGAUGACCUUUUCCAGGACAGUUCGAUGGCUUACGGGCAGAUGCACCCCAUCUUCCACUCCCCCUUUCUGGGGGUGUUCCAAGACCCCAUGAGAUCCCCCUUCCGGGGCUUCCGUUUCCCUUUCUCCAGCGGCAGGGUAGUCAGGGACACGUCUUCCUUCUUCCCUCGCCACCAAGGCUUCCAACAUCUGUUCCAGCCUCUUUUUGAAAUGACCCGGAGGAUGAUGGAGGGGACCCAGAGAGCCUUAGAAAGGGAAAAUCAGUGGGACGUCCACGGUCGUGACUCGUCACUGGGUGGAUUCUUGCCAGAGUACAAUGCCACCAAUGACCGUAUGGUGUGCCGGGAAAUCCGACGCAAUUCAGCAGGCUGCUUGAAGAUGAAGGACCAGUGUGCUAAGUGCCAGGAGAUUUUGUCCAUAGAUUGCUCGGAGACAGACCCCUUACAAAGUCAGCUGCGGGAGAAGUUUGAAGAUGCCCUCCGGGUAGCGGAGAAAUUCUCCAAGAAAUAUGACGAGCUCCUCCAGUCGUUCCAGAUGGAGAUGCUGAACAUGUCUGUCCUCCUGGAUCAGCUGAACAAGCAAUUUGGAUGGGUGUCCCAGCUGGCCAACGUCACGCAGAACAGCAACGGAAUCUUCCAGGUCACCACGUUGCUUUCGAAAUCCUCAAAUCCAGAGGAUCCAUCCAUCCCAUCUGACACAGAGGUGGUUGUGCACAUCUUCGAUUCGGACCCAAUCUCUCUGACCAUCCCGGGAGAAAUUCCUUGGAACGACCCGAAGUUCAUGGAAAUGGUAGCGGAGGAAGCUCUGCGGCAAUAUAAGCAGAAUGCUGCAGGAAAGAUUGUCAUGUGAGUGCAGCUUUCCCUUUCACCCCUCUCCUGACAAACACCAUCCCAGCUCCUGAAGAGAUAAGCCAUAGCUUCCUGGAGAUACCUCUGUGCGCUCUAUAGUUAACAGGGCCAGGCAGAGAGAGUGGGAGGGAUCCCAGUCCUCAGGACCCCUCCCACAGCCCAGUCUCUCUGUGCUGGAUUCCACACCGCAAUGCCUGCACUUCACUGCUGGAAAAGAGAAUCCAUUCCCAAACUACUAACAGAAUAAAAUAGACCUCUCACCGACCA